AAUGACGUUUGUUGUUAAAAUGUCAUAUAUUUUGACAUUUGCGUGGUGUUAUCUAUAAUUACAAUUUCCCACUCCCAAGAAGAUAAAAAUAAAUCAGAUACUACACGAAUGUUACUUGAAUAGAAUACGCUUUAGGCGAAUGGAGACAUUUGGGUUCUACUGGAAACAAUUACAAAAACUUCAAAAAUGUGGAAUUUAGUUGAGGAAACUAUGGUGACAAUAGACAAGAUUAGAAGACCAAGUCUCACAAAGCCUCUCGAGGAGAGCAAUGGGGAACCUUCUGUCAAACCAUCCGAGGUUUGUGUUCUUGUGCCAAAUAACCAUGAUGUUAAAAUAAAAAGGAGCAGACGCAUGCGUAGUAAUGAUAUCAAACGCAGUAAAGUAUUCAGCUGUUUGAUUACGUCACUUAUCAUCUGUGUGUUGAUUCUAGGAUUAUGUCUGUUUGCUUGGUUUCUACUAAGAGAACAGCAAACAAACGAAGCUGCUUCUAUUGCAGACAACAAUUUAAUCGGAAAUGAAAAUGGAGGAUAUGGCCCAUGGAAGGUGGCGACGUCAUGUUCUGUGACGUGUGGUGAGGGCACUAGAACUAUGAAAAGAGAGUGUUUGCAAAGGAAUCGUAAUUGUACGGGAUCGCACACUCAGAAUGUUUUCUGUGUAGAUCAACCAAUUUGCGUGGUUAAUGGUAGUUGGGGCUCUUGGAGUAAUUGGGUUGCAUGCACCAAGACAUGUGGCGCGGGUAUUAUGAGCCGGUUCAGGUAUCGUGACAGUCCUCGCCCCAGUGGCGCGGGUGCCAUGUCAUGUGGAUCUUCAGCCUCGCAGUAUAGCACAUGUUCAAACCAAAAUUGUGACACGAUUGCACAAAUUAAUAUUUCUUCGGUAGGUACUAUAGAAUCAGACGGCAGUUCUGGAUUUGAUGAAUAUCUAGGAGAUAAGCAAACUGCAGGAUUUUUCCUCGAUGUAGAUAAAUCGACGGACAUUUUUAAUUCCAUAAUUGAACGCACAGAUCAAAAUCCGAAAGAGUCAAUUCCUGAAAGGAUUGAAGCUUCCACGCCAGUUUCCCCUCCUUCCAUUUACCACAAGAUCAUUUCAACGACACCAUCUUCUUUGCAUUCAGUAUCACUUAGUCCAUUGUCUUCCUCUUCUUUACUUGCUGAUAUAUCUUCUAAAAAGGUUGGGCAUGAGUUUGGAUCACGCUUUGACAUUACUUCAACAAAAUCUGAAGUCUCUCAGAAUUUUGAUAUAAUUUCUACGAAGCGAAGACCGCCAUCCUCUCCCGAUCAAGGUAUUGCAUCCACAAAACCGGAAAUCUCUACUGAAGCGAGUAUAAUUUCUGCAAUCACUUCUGUGGACAUUUUAUCAACGGAAACGUUCUCUCUGAACACAGUUAACCCCUCGUACACGUCAAAAUCUACCACAUCGACAUUAAGUCUACCUGAUAUUUCUCCAGUGGAAGACCCAAUCAAUCUUUCCAGACACGGAGCGUCCUCUCAACAUACUCCAUCAACAAUAUCACCCUCUUCGAUGAUUCAGUCCACAAUUACUGACAUUUCGAUUUCACCAAUAGAGAUUACAGGAUCAGUUCAGUCAUCAGGAGAAUAUAUCAACAAGGCACACACUGACUGCCAUUGGACUGAAUUCUCUGAAUGGAGAGUUGAACUCUGUUCAAGGUUCUGCGGAGGUGGAGUCGGUGAAGAACGGAGGACCAGGUAUAGCGUUGGACAUAGUGAUUGCCGAGUCAGGGAAACGCAGAGUAGGACAGUGGCUUGCAGUACAAGAUCAUGCAACCGUGUAUUUUGUGAUUUUGACACACAACCUCUUUGUGGAUAUGUAAAUGACAAUACGACUGGGUUGCUAUGGAAACAGUCUGGUGGAUCCACUCCUACCACCCACACUGGACCUGGCGCUGACCACACUUCUGGACUUGAAGGUAAAUAUAUUUACAUGGAAGCAUCUGGUACGCCAUCUGGUGGAAUGUUCCGUAUUUCUACUCCGGUGUUUGAGAGCUACGGAGAAUCGUGUUUAUCUUUCUGGUACCAUAUGAAAGGCUUCUACAUGGGGACAAUUAAUGUGUAUGUCGAACACAGCUCAAGACCGAUGUUUUCGAUGGAUCACAAGAUAUGGAGUACAUUUGGCCACAGAGGAUCAUUGUGGAACUUUGCCUACAUGAAUAUACCGAACAAAAACUUCCGAGUGGUAUUUGAAGGUGUUCGUGGAUCUGAUGUAAAUUCAGACGCUGCAAUUGAUGACGUUCUGAUAGAAGAAGGCGCAUGUUCCAUACCGAGUAAAAGUGUAACCUGUGAUUUUGAGGAAGCACAUCUCUGUGGAUAUGUUCAGAGUUCAGAUGACGAUUUUGACUGGUCCUGGGAAACCAUAGCAACGCCAACUGAUAAGACAGGAUGUGAUACUGAUCACACAUACGGAAAUGGCACGGGACACUAUCUUUAUAUUGAAGCAAGCCAAACACAACCAAGAAGUCGUGCAGCUAUUGCCAGUCCAGUAACAAAGUUAAACGGUGGUGAAAAUAGAUGUCUCACGUGGUGGUAUCACAUGAAUGGUGAUGACAUUGCUGAUUUGGAAAUCACUGCAAGUAUUCAUAAAACUCAUAUUAUAAUAGCGCAAUGGCAAAGGACGGGGGCGCAAGGAAACUUUUGGAUCAAAGGUAGUUUGCAGAUAAGUUGUUCUGCCAAGAGUUCCGUUGAAUUUAAGUUUUCUGCAACGAAAGGUGAAGGACAAUCGAAAGGAGAUAUUUGUUUGGAUGAUAUUAGUUUAGUCGAUGGAGCAUGUUGAAUAAUAUGUCGUGUUUGGAGGGGCGUAGCCAGGAUCUAGAAAUUGGCAAAGCACAUUUGCCUCAUGUCUGGCAACGCCCUUUGUCAAGGAUGCAAAAAUGAUCACCUAGAAACACAUUGCACAUUACAUUUAAACUGGGAACACUUUUAAUUGGUCAAGAGAAAACGAGACAUACAAUCAAUCGGACAAUCAACCUGUUAAAAUGUGAGAGAUCUUCUUAGUUUGACUUAUCAUACACUACCAUAAUGCUAUACAGUUACAUAAUACACUUCCUUCAAAUGCGAAUAAUGAGACAAUUCGCGAUUUCAGUGAAUACUAUU
Owenia fusiformis is the source of this 3107-nucleotide messenger RNA. The record is from the annotation of a GenBank genome assembly. NCBI's taxonomy places the organism in Eukaryota, Metazoa, Annelida, Polychaeta, Sabellida, Oweniidae.